Dermochelys coriacea (leatherback sea turtle) is the source of this 5411-nucleotide messenger RNA. It is a transcript of the gene MLIP, whose product is annotated as muscular LMNA interacting protein. Gene Ontology annotation, molecular function: transcription corepressor activity; lamin binding. The record is from RefSeq and is a predicted model, not a curated record. Lineage: Eukaryota; Metazoa; Chordata; Testudines; Dermochelyidae. Gene Ontology annotation, cellular component: nuclear envelope; PML body; sarcolemma. The transcript is spliced from 16 exons. Gene Ontology annotation, biological process: negative regulation of transcription by RNA polymerase II. The coding region runs from base 2168 to 5209 and encodes 1013 amino acids.
ACAUUGCUGCAAAUUUAUUUUCUUUACAACAUGAGAGCAGAAUAUUUUGACUUGGGACAGUUUAUUACUUUCUGUAAUCUGAAAUUACUUCAAAGUGCCACAUGAAUAGUAAUAGAGACUUCAGUUUUUCAUAUGUGCUAUGGGAAUUUUCAGAAAGCAGAUGGUACAAUUUUCCAAUCCACUUGGCUCUGACGUACUUAAAUUAGAAAAUGCCUGGAAGAGAACAAGGAACAUUGUUGUGCUUCUGUGGCAUGGAUCCAUGAAGGAUUAAUGACUUUGGGUGACAUUCACCCCUUUGCAACAAUGUAAUAUAAGCUGCUGUUUAAAUCCCACUUAAGCACUAUUUUGACGGCAUAAGUGGUGCAUAGGCCUUGUGCUAGUCCCUCUGCCCAGGGAGGAAUUUAAUCCUCACAGAAGAGAGGUGAGAGAGAGUCAUCUUAGUACUUUUCUCAUUCCUGAUCGAGAGAGGGGCAAUGCUAUUUCUUCCCUAUGUUUAUGCCACUUAUUUGUGUUUUUUUCUGCCCCAGCUUUUUCAGAAGAAUCGAUGAGGGUUGUUUUUUUUUUUUUUUUUAAAAGCCUCCUAAUUUUAAGUAAAUCUAUAUAUUUUUUUCUACUAGUCCCACCUUGUAAAUGUGUGUGGUUCUUUACAUUUCCCUUCCUUUACUCUUCCACCCAUGGUCUUAUACGUCUAUAAAGCAAAGAUAAAAGAGAGAAUAAAAGAUAACUAUAGAAAUAACUUUUGUUAUGAUCAAAGAAGGAAAAAUGUGAGUUUUGGUAACUUUUUCUUUGCCAGUUUUAUUGAAUAUUUCAUUUUUCCCCACUCCUCUUUCCUUCCCAUCUGAAGCUCUGAAGAUCAUGUAGGUCCAGUUUACAACAAAAAGAAAUGCAGGAAGAAAUAUGUGUUUUAGCUUUGACCGCCACUUCUACAGUGGCACACAAGUUAACAAUUCCAUGAAGCCAAAGCUAGGUUUUUACUAGAUAAGAACCAGAAGCAGGUUUCAGAGUGCUUCAGGCAAAAGAGGCUGGUCCUCUAGUAGUAAUGGAAAUUCUCUUAAUAUAAUCUGAGCAUGUGACACCUACAGUGCCAAUUUCAUGAAGGAAAGUUUAAUUUUUUGAUGUGUCAUGGAACCAUCAAAGAAUCUAUUCUGAUUCAGUAGCGAAGUAUUUUUUUUUUUACAUGACUGUGUUUGCAAUUGGAUUUUUCCCUAUUAGUUACUAGGAAUUGCAGAACAAACUAUGCAUGCAAAACACUCAGAAGAUAUCAGCAUUGACCUAGUUGAUGUAGCAACCAGUGGUUGUGUUGUAAACCUUGGAAUCUACAGCACAGCCAAGGAGACAACCUCCUCCCACCACAGUUUCUAAUAUUGGACUCCUGACUUUAUCAUCAGGAACCCAAACCAGGUUAUUCUUCUAUUGUUAACUCACUUUAAAAGCCCAUCUCCUUUGGUAUGUAAUGGCUUUAAAUACAGUGAUAUUUUAUAUCUACACUGACUAGUUUUUGAGCGUAUUAACAUUUGUAGCACAGAUACAAUGUUCUGAUUUUGUUUCUGCAUUUCAGAAGAUCAAGAAGACAUUUAAUAUAGCAUGUCCUAUUAUUAGAACGACAUGAGGAGAAUAUAUCUCUACAUUAAAUUCUAGUGGGACUGCUCAGUACCAGACACUGGUAACUGAGAAAGAUCAAUAGACAAACAUAUGUAUCCUUUUUCAAAUGUUGCUCUGAUUAUUCUGUGUCUGUGUAACAUUAUAUCAUACAAGCUAAUCAUAUUUUCAUUUUAGUUGGCUAAUAAACUGUGCAUUCAAGAAUAAGUUCUACUGUGAUCUAGCUAUUAUUUUUCCAGUUCCUUUUCAGGGAGUCUUUAAACACAAACUUAUUUUGUGGGGGUGGGGGUCAGGUAACAAAAACCCUGCUACAACAGUACUCACGUUGAAUGGUUUGCUUUGAUGCCAAAAUAACAUUUAUUGUUAUCAGAGGCCAGCUGUCUGCCUUCUCUCUAGGAUUCUAUUUGUGAAGUUUCUACGUCUAUAAAUGGAAACACUAGCUAACCAGAAAUUAUCACCAGCACUGCCUGAUAGAGUUCUGUCUCACAACUUGAAAAGUACAGUGAUAUCUAAUAUGUAGUUAGAUUAAAUCACUUCUACCCAGGAUCUGAGCCUCUUUUUCUGGGACAUGGAGUUAGAAAAGCAUGAAAAAGAAAUCUCGGCAAAACACACCUUAAAGGAGAAGCUGACGCUGCAUCCUACACAUCAUGGACAGCAAUUUGGAAAAAAAGACAUACAAGUCACCCGUCCACUGAGUUUCCUUAGCACAGAACGGGUCCCCUCUGGAGAAUCCGGAACCAAACCUUUGACCUUCACAUUUGUUCCAUCUAUCGGACGACUUCCGACUCACUUUCAGGUUGUAGAUGUCUGUAAACUGCUUGUGAGAUCUUCAGAGGAGCCAAACAAUGAAAGCUGUCAAGAAAUUAUAAAUAGGUCUACCAUAGUCUCUGAUGAUGUGGCCUUAAAAAGUGGAAUCAGGCAAGACAGUGAAUCCACCUAUCACUCAGGCACCAGCCAAAAGAUUUUCCAACCAAAAGAGUAUAAGAUGAGCAAAGGAGACAUUCAGGAGAGUGACCUUUUCAAGGCUGAGUUUGUCUUUAUUACGGACUCUGAUGAAGGAGAUGAAGAGACUGUUUCCAGAAACAGUGUUCAGCAGCCUUCUGUAGGUCAUGGCACUGGGCAUGCGAGAUGCCAACUAUUGGCUACCUCCCACAUUUCUUCUGGUGGUGAGUCCAGCAAACCUCAUGGUGACCUGAAUGUUCCUGAGACACAAUGUGCUGCGCUGUCGCACAGUGCUGCCCGUUCCCCCAAACAACGCCAGUUAACUUCUCCUUCUACUUUUGAUCAUCUUUCUCAUAAACCACCUGCUGCCUGCUUAAUUUCUCCAACUAAACUGAAAGUAGAAUGUGACACUGUUAACCCGAAACAAGCCUCUUCUCUGGAAGAAUCCUAUAACAAGUGGCACUCUGCAGCUAGGUCUUCUAAACAAGAUUCAUCUAUGUGUUUUCAGGCUACUGCUCACAGUUCACCUCUUUACAUGCCCCAGAGAUCCCCAUCUGUAUUAAACAGCCCUUCUUCCAGUACUCAAUUCUCCAAUAACCUUCAAAUGCCAAGUAUUGCUAUGCCUAACUAUGUUUACAAUAUGUCUGAAUUCACAGCAUCAUCUGUUUCAAGCAAGAGUCCAACUCCAGUUUCAUAUUUGCCCAAUUCAGCAGGAAUGCCAGGUUCUCCAGAUCAGCCUGUAUCUCCCUGUUCUUCUGGGAAAUUUAACACAUUUUUUGCCACCCCUGUCCAUAUCACAGCACAUUCAUUAUCACCUAGUCCUAAACCACUGUCCUCCCCAUUUUAUGGUUCCUCCUCAACCAUAUGCAGUGUAAAUGAGCCUUGUAGCAGGAUGUCAUCUCGUGGAAAUCUGCUGAAGUCAGGAAUUAGAUCCCCUCUGCCAACCAGACUCUCCCUUUUAACUGCUAUUCUGAAGUCAGGUCAAUCUCAGCAAAGACCACUCUCCCCUGCAUCCUGUCCCCCUACCUUUUCUCCUAACUCCCUUCACUCCUCAACACUCACAAUAGAUCAAAAGUUUAAAACAAGUCCCCCUACUCCUAAGAAAUCUGCCUCAAGCUUUUCUAUUAAGUCAAACUCUCCAAGCCAAGAGGAACAUUGGCCUUCGCUAUUGUCUCACUCGCCCAUUCAUGUGCCUUUGUCCUCAAAGCCCAUUUCUACUCCUCGGGCUAGAUCCCUUUCCCCUAAAAAGCACCUUCAUGCCAGAACACUUUCUCCUGACUCAUUAUAUCCUCUGUCAUCCACCAUUUCUUCCUACAGGAAAACAGUUGUGUCCCCCCUGUUACAACCCAAAUCAUCUUCAGUGCUGUCCCCUGUCCCAAGACACUCUUCUUCCCUUAACCCUGCACUUUCUCCUACAAAACCAUUGCCUUACCCUGUCCACAAACCCCAAAGGCCUGAAAAGUCCAGGAGAGUCCACACGUACUCACCCACUUUCACUUGUAAAUCAUACCCUUUGUCCUCUCCUGCCAAUGAAAAAGGCAUAUUCUCCCCUAUCCUAGAAAAAUGUUCCUCCUCUUCUCCAAAUCUUAUGCAUUCAACCUAUAAAUCAAAAGCAGGUUCAUCCCAGCUGUCUGCUCAGGAACUGAAUCCUGUCUCCCCUACCCCUUCAAAUGUCUCAGCCCAUUGGUCUUCCUCACCUGCUAAUUCUACAUCGCCUAUUUGCCCACCCUAUAAUAUUCAUUCUCGCUCACCACAACUUAAUUCCUCCUCACUACACCCAAAACAUAGAGUUUAUUCGUCAGCUGCAAGACCUAAGCAGUUGCCCACUAUAUCAGUAACACCAUGUAGAUCUCCUGUCCCAGGCCAGUCACCUUGUACACCGUUGUCAAGAUCCAGGGAGCUGAGUUCACCUAAGUCUUUUUCCCAGCCUUCUGAUCAUGAAAGCCUGAAACGCAAGCAAUACAAGAUCAAGACAAGCUACAAGGCUUUUGCAGCAAUCCCUACAAACACCUUGCUUAUGGAGCAGAAGGCAUUAGAAGAGCCAAUUAAAACAGAAAAAGUGACUGAGGACGCCACUUUGGACACACAUUCGGAGAUGUGCUCUCCUGCCCAGCUCAGGCAACAAACUGAAGAAAUCUGUGCUGCCAUCGAUCAAGUCUUACAGGAUCCCUUGCCUAUGCGCCGGUGUGAAUCUUCUCCAUCUUCCCUGCACACAUCAGUGGAUUCAGAUAUAGGCAAAAUGUCUGCAACACUGCAGAGAGCAGGUGGACGGGAAACCAGAUAUGCUAAUCUUUACUUACUGACACCUACAGUGACAGAGAGUCAACUGACAAAGCCUGGUGUUAUUCGUCCAGGGCCAGUGAAAACAAAAAUCUUAUUAAAAACAGAGGAGCCCUAUCAACCAAACCCUUUCAAAAAAUACCUUGAAGAAACCAGAGAUGCAGAUAUUGAGAAGCCCAGUCAUCCCAUAGUGCCUAUUCCAGAAAACAAAGCACUCAGCUCCAAGGAGUUUCAUUCUGCAGCAGCACCAAGUAAAUCAGAUUUGCCUCCCAUCUGUGAAAGCAAAAAGACAAGCAAAGGAAAACUUCCAGACAGCGAAAGCCCUCUCUGCAGUGAGCGCUUUUCACUCAGAGUGGACGUGGGGGAUGCUCCUGCAAAAACCAGCUAAUAGACUGCCAAUGAGAGAGCUUCUGUCCAGCUGCCAGGCUGUAUUUUGAAGCCUGUUGCAAUGCUGAAAUGAAAUCAAUGCCUCAAAUGGAUUUAAAUGUUGUUGUUUUUUCAAUGUUGCUUCCUUUUGUAUUAACUGCAAUGCAGCAGUUGCACUCAGAGAUGUUUUUAAGAAAUAAUCUAGAAGGUACCAGCGAAAAGAG